UCUCCAGUGGGAGGUGUGCAGGAAGCGGCCAAUUGGUGGCGAUAAAAAUUAUAGAUAAAUCUCAGCUGGAUGCAGUGAACCUUGAGAAAAUCUACCGAGAAGUACAAAUAAUGAAAAUGUUAGACCAUCCUCACAUAAUCAAACUUUAUCAGGUAAUGGAGACCAAAAACAUGUUGUACCUUGUGACAGAAUAUGCAAAAAAUGGAGAAAUUUUUGACUAUCUUGCUAAUCACGGCCGGUUAAAUGAGCCUGAGGCCAGGCGCAAAUUCUGGCAAAUCCUGUCUGCUGUUGAUUAUUGUCACGGUCGGAAGAUUGUGCACCGUGACCUCAAGGCUGAAAAUCUCCUGCUGGAUAACAACAUGAAUAUCAAAAUAGCAGAUUUCGGUUUUGGAAAUUUCUUUAAAAGUGGUGAACUGCUGGCAACUUGGUGUGGCAGCCCCCCUUAUGCAGCCCCAGAAGUCUUUGAAGGGCAGCAGUAUGAAGGACCACAGCUGGAUAUUUGGAGCAUGGGAGUUGUUCUUUAUGUCCUUGUCUGUGGAGCUCUGCCUUUUGAUGGACCUACUCUUCCUAUUUUGAGGCAAAGAGUUUUGGAAGGAAGAUUCCGGAUUCCGUAUUUCAUGUCAGAAGAUUGUGAGCACCUUAUUCGAAGGAUGUUGGUCCUAGACCCGUCCAAAAGGCUAACCAUAGCUCAAAUCAAGGAGCAUAAAUGGAUGCUCAUAGAAGUUCCUGUACAGAGACCUGUUCUCUAUCCACAAGGCCAAGAAAAUGAGCCAUCCAUUGGGGAGUUUAAUGAACAGGUUCUGCGACUGAUGCACAGCCUUGGAAUAGAUCAGCAGAAAACCAUUGAGUCUUUGCAGAACAAGAGCUACAAUCACUUCGCUGCCAUUUAUUACUUGUUGGUGGAGCGCCUGAAAUCACAUAGGAGCAGUUUUCCUGUGGAGCAGAGGCUCGAUGCCCGCCAGCGGCGGCCCAGCACCAUUGCUGAACAAACAGUUGCCAAGGCACAAACUGUGGGUUUCCCAGUGACCAUGCAUUCGCCGAACAUGCGACUGAUGCGAUCUACCCUCCUCCCACAGGCAUCCAAUGUGGAGGCCUUUUCAUUUCCAGCGUCCAGCUGUCAGGCAGAAGCAGCAUUUAUGGAAGAAGAGUGUGUUGACACUCCAAAGGUCAAUGGCUGUCUGCUGGACCCUGUGCCGCCUGUCCUGGCGAGGAAGGGGUGCCAGUCCCUGCCCAGCAGCAUGAUGGAGACCUCCAUUGAUGAAGGGCUGGAGACAGAGGGAGAGGCCGAGGAAGACCCCAGCCAGGCCUUUGACGCGUUCCAGUCCACGCGUGGUGGGCAGAGACGGCACACUCUGUCCGAAGUGACCAAUCAGCUGGUCGUGGUGCCGGGUUCAGGGAAAGUUUUCUCCAUGAGUGACAACCCUUCCCUGGACAGUGUGGACUCUGAAUAUGACAUGGGUUCUGUUCAGAGGGACCUGAACUUUCUGGAGGACAACCCUUCCCUUAAAGACAUCAUGUUAGCCAACCAGCCCUCACCUCGCAUGGCAUCUCCCUUCAUAAGCCUGAGACCUGCCAAUCCAGCCAUGCAGGCCCUGACCGCCCAGAGAAGAGAGGCCCACAACAGGUCGCCCGUGAGCUUCAGGGAGGGCCGCAGGGCCUCAGACACCUCCCUCACCCAAGGCAUUGUAGCAUUUAGACAACAUCUUCAGAAUCUGGCUAGAACCAAAGGAAUCCUAGAGCUGAACAAAGUGCAGCUGCUGUAUGAACAAUUGGGGCCAGAGGCCGACCCCAGCCUGGCGUCAGCUGCUCCUCAGCUCCAGGACCUGGCUGGCAGCCGCCCUCAGGAGGAAGCUGUUCAGCAGCCGGAAGGCGUUCCUGCGCUGGCCACCAGCGUGCACCCACCGCUGUCCCCGCAGCAGAGCCUGGAGGCCCAGUACCUGCAGCACAGACUCCAGAAGCCCAGCCUUCUGUCAAAAGCCCAGAACACCUGUCAGCUGUAUUGUAAGGAGCCACCACGGAGCCUUGAACAGCAGCUGCAGGAACACAGACUCCAGCAGAAGCGACUCUUCCUCCAGAAGCAGUCUCAGCUGCAGGCAUACUUUAACCAGAUGCAGAUAGCAGAGAGCUCAUACCCACAACCCCACCAGGAGGCACCAUCGCCACCACAACAGCCUCCACCCUUCAGCCUGACGCAGCCCCUGAGCCCGGUCCUGGCGGCCUCUGAGCAAAUGCAGUACAGCCCCUUCCUCGGCCAGUACCCCGAGAUGCCGCUGCGGCCCCUGCCCUCCUCGCCCGGCCCUCAGGCGCACCUGCAGCAGCCGCCACCGCCUCCUCCGCCACCGCCGCCGCCACCACCACAGCAGUCGGGAGCUGCCCCAGCAACCUUACAGUUCUCCUAUCAGACUUGCGAGCUGCCAGGCACCGUCUCCCCUGAGCCAGAAUACCCCACUCCCCAUCAGUACCCCCUGGACGGAGCCCAGCAGGGCGGCGUGGCAGCGCCAGACUGUCCCAGGAGCUCGGGGCUGCAGGAGGACCCCUCCAGCUACGACCCGCUCGCCCUCCCUGAGUUCCCUGGGCUCUUUGAUUGUGAGAUGCUGGAGGCCGUGGACCCGCAGCACAGCGGCUACGUCCUGGUGAACUAGCCCGGCCCGGAAGCGGGACAGGUCCAGCGUAGGAAGCACGUGUGUUUUUACUUCUAUUUCAGCCUUUUACAUUUAAAGCUUAUUUUCUGUCCUCUCCCGAAAGGGGAGAACCAACUUGCCCAACUGGAAUCGGAGGCCUGGCCAGGUGGCUGUCGCUCCCUCCCGGCUCAGUCCCUCCCGGCUCCCGGUGGCCCACGCUGGCACACAGCUGUGCCAGGUGGAGCAAGCUCUCACGGAGACGCCGACAAACGUUUUAUAAGACACCCAGACCUCGGUUUUAUACAGAACUACACCAUGAUCAAAGGAGACUGGUGAACGCAGGGAGAUGUGGGGGGAAGAGGCCGUAUUUUUCACUGACACCAGGAGCAACAUGCUUAAAGGCACAGCAAGAUACAUAAUGAAUGUGAUGCACAGGACGUAAGGGAAGGCUAUGCUUUGUCGCCGAAGCAUAAGUUCUGAGCUGCUGAUGCACGUUGUCCCCAAGACCAUCGCCGAGCAUCGAGCGUGAGCUGUUCCAGGGGCCACUGCCAGCUGGUCCUAAGCCCUACGGCAGCGUCUCCCGGAGCAGCAUCGCCUCUUCAGAAGGCGCCAUGGGUCACAGACGCAGAGGGCUCGGGGCUCCGGAGAUGUCGCCUGGAGAACCCACAGGACCCACCACAGGGGGCUGGGCCGAGGAUCUCGAGGAGCCAUCGGCGCAGAGCCCUGGGCCAGGAAGGCGGGGGCUUCCCACAGAUCUGUGGGGACUUCCGGUCGGACAGUCAGCCUUUAGGGGACGGGACGUGGUGUCUCUUCAAAUGUAGUAACUACUUUGACUUCACACUAUAUUAUUGUUGCUAGUAGUUUACUGAGCUUUGUAUAUCCGGACAGUUUCAUAGAGGACUUAGACAUUUUAAGAACAAGAAGAAUGAACUUCUCUCUCCCAUGUGAAGUGGUAGUCCGUGCCUUUUCCCGGAUCACGCUUUAAUUAUUUCUUUUCUGUAGAAACCAAGUUUCCAUUCAUGUCAAUGCUAAAUCCAAAGUCACUUCAGUUUGUUUUCCACUGUGUGGGAAUCGCAUUCUUCAUUUCCUUAAAGUUUGACUUGUAAUGAAAUGUUAGAGUAUUACAGCAAUAUUCAAAACCACAGAUGUGUCAGCCACGGAAGCAAAUCAUCUGCCAAAGUCACUGUAUUACUAACAAAACUUAACCCUUGCAGUUCAUUCAUCAAAAUAAGUAAGAAAUAGAUGCUACAGCCCGUUAACUGUACCGAGUCACCUGUCAUUGGGACGGUCACAGCCAUGCAUUACAAGCUCAGUGUUAGUUAGAGGCUCCCUGCUCUCCUGUCAGCAGGCGAAUGCACUAGGCACAGCUUCCUUACAGCACGAGCGGAGCCACCACACAGCUGCGUCCGUGCGUCCAGGACACCUUUCCUCUUCGUAGUGUGUGUCCCGGGCGGGUGAGGAGGAGCCGGAGGGUCUGAGUCCUGUUCUGCCCCCACCUGCCCAGCCCCUCGCGGGCUGGUAACUUGAGCAGCCUUGUUCCCGGCUCCCCCUGGGUCCUGGACACUGCGUGGGGCCCUGGGCGUGGGCAGGACCUGGUCAGCAAGGGCGGCUGCAGGGAGGGCGGGCGGUUAUGUCUGUGAGGAGCACAGUGAAAGCAGGAGGACGCCUUCUGUUCCUCGGGGAUGGUUUGCCCCUCGUGCUUAAGAUUGAUGACGUCGUGAAAUAUUUCAUUUCAGAGAUCCUUCUGUUAAGGCUUCUAAUCUGUUUUAAGUCUUUGCAGAAUAUGCCAGUUAUAAAACAGGGCUUAAUUUUAGACUGAAGGAUGUUUUCCCAAAAUUAUUAUCGAAGUGCUGUAAUAUUUAUGAACCUUAAAUCCUUCCAUACUGAACUGGAACAAGCAGUGGGGGCUGCUCGUUUCAGUCACAGGAGAGGCGCAGUCACGGGAGAGGCGUGGUCACGGGAGGGGUGCGGUCACAGGCGGGCAGCAAGGCCAGGAGCCCGUUAGCCAGGACACCCCGGCUGUGCCAGGCAGUCAGGCCGACGGGGCCGGGGGGAGGGUGCAACAGAGAGGCUGUUGGAAGCCGAGGGACCCAGAGACAGACCUCAGCCAGCACCCAGCGGUGGCCAGGCCGUCGGGGACAGGCCCCCAUCUGGUGCAGUGGCCUGAGCUGGCCUCUGGGCCAGGGGUGUGAGCUCCUGUUCGCUUUUCCUUUUCUUGUGUAUUUCAAGCAGAAAUCAGCCCCAUGACCCUCUGUCUUCACUGACACAGGCUGGUGGGGAGACGGUCUGCAGCAGUCGGCGUUUCCCAGCCCUGCCCCCUCGGUGCUCCCCGCACAGACACUACGUGGCGCUGGGACGGCUCCUCGCUGCUGCCCGCUGACGGGGCUCCGGCCAUUGUAUGGGCAUCGUUGGCUUUGUUAGCGUGUGAACCAGGCUCCUCUGAAGAGACCUGGGGGAGAUGAACACGAGGUAAAAAUUUCAUUCAGCAAACAGUG
This is a messenger RNA of Myotis davidii, 5116 nucleotides long. RefSeq names its product salt inducible kinase 2 (gene SIK2). The record is from RefSeq and is a predicted model, not a curated record. Gene Ontology annotation, cellular component: cytoplasm. Gene Ontology annotation, molecular function: tau-protein kinase activity; protein serine/threonine kinase activity; ATP binding. Gene Ontology annotation, biological process: protein phosphorylation; intracellular signal transduction; microtubule cytoskeleton organization. The transcript has 15 exons. The coding region runs from base 111 to 2642 and encodes 843 amino acids. Lineage: Eukaryota; Metazoa; Chordata; Mammalia; Chiroptera; Vespertilionidae.